AGAAUCAGGAAAAUUGGGGCACAAAAUCAAAGCAGAACAGAGCCAUGGGAUGAAGCAUACAUAGCCUAGACACUGUCAUGUUUGGAGAUAGACCAUGGGCCAGGACAAGUGAGUAGAGAUGAAUUAGAAGCAAGCCAUUCUGGGGGGACACAGAAGGCCAAGGAUCAUCCUCAGCAUGCAGGAGGCUCCAGUUGGGUGCCAAUUGCCUGGAACCCUCUUUGUGCUAGGCCUGUGUGUUCUGCUGGAUGCCUAGUCUGAGGUGAUGGGGGAUAAAAGCAGGUAGGGACACGAGGGGAAGGAGGUGGUAGCCCAGUACUAGUGUCACUGGACAGGAACUUACUGAUGGCUUGCUGCACGCCAGGCCCUGAACCUGCUGUGGGAGUCCAGAGUCACAAGAGCUGGGAAGAAUUAAAUCUGCCCUAACCAAUCAUCCAGCCUGGGCCUGAGCUGCCCCCAAUCAGCUGGACUGGAUUCCCCCUGAGGCCUUAGCUCUCAUGCCCUCCUAGAUGCUGUGCUCUUGUCUGCACAGGCCAGCUGUUAAGAACCUGGCCUCGUGAUUGGCACCCCAGUGGAGGAGGGAGUUGUCCCUGCUCUGACCUGGAUAUCAGAUACUAAGGGACUGCAGCAUGGAACACAGGAGCUGCUACAUGGAGGGCCCCAGGCCUGGUCCUGCAGAGGUGAAGACUAAGCCCUGCCAUGGGAGCUGGAGAGCCGCAGGUCUGCUGCUGCUGUUUGCCCUAGCCACUGCAGGGGUUGUGGCUGGAGGGCUUCUUGGUUUCACCCAUGGCCCUCCCAAGCCAUUGCUGCAGAUGCUCCAACUGACCCUCCCAAGUCCAAGGGUAUCUUGGUCCAACCAAACCACCCUGGUGGAUAUGGCCCGGAACAUGGCAACCAUUAUGGUGACUCCACCUCAGAGCAACCACAGCUGGGCAGUGCUGUUUGACGGGCAGAAUGACUGCAUCUGCUACCGCCCAGCAGAGCACCAGGCCUGCUUCCUCCGCCUGAUGGAGGCCCACGAUCGGGAGACCCUGCAGCUGCUAGUGAACACCUCCAGGGUCCAAGAGUCCCAUGUCCCUGGCCAGGAUACCCACCAUGCCCAAGAGCUGCUGGCAGUGCAUGGGAGCCAAACCGUGGACCCUACCCAGGUGGGAGCUUCAGUGCAACAGCUCUGUGCAAAGUCUCCCAUCUACUGGGCCCAUCGAGUGGAGGGGCCCCAGAGACAGCGGCUAAUCUAUCUCUGCAUUGACAUCUGCUUCCCAAGCAACAUCUGCAUGUCCAUCUGCUUUUAUUACCUUCCAGACUAAGUCCCCUGCCUGACCCAGUCUGGACCUUGUCCCUAAAGGCCAGCAGCUGCCUGGUCACCAGCACCAUGGAGGGCAGCUGCUGGCAGGGACUAAUA
Molecule: messenger RNA, 1399 nt
Organism: Heterocephalus glaber (naked mole-rat)
Lineage: Eukaryota; Metazoa; Chordata; Mammalia; Rodentia; Bathyergidae
Gene: Bricd5
Product: BRICHOS domain containing 5
Source: RefSeq, a predicted model, not a curated record